AUGAUGAAUGUAUUAUAUCACGAAGUUUUCUGUGUUUUUCUAAUAUUUCUUUCUCAAAUUAUCGAUUGCCGUAUUACGAACCCAGCAAUCGGGAUUUUAGCCGAAUCAAAUCUUUAUCUCGCACAAAUCAAAGAAUUCAAUUAUACAAAUGAUAACCUUCAACUUGUUUAUCAGCAUACAGAUCCGAUUUAUUCAUUACAAAGUUUAGCAGCCAAUAAUUUCAUUCAUCGACUCUAUAUCUGUUCGCCAAGUACAAUCUACACACUUGAUACACAUUUAGGAUCACAUGUUGUACCAUUGAUACCGAUCGAUGAGACACCAUGCCGAUCGAGUCUCACCUAUCUCUCUGGUGAAACGGCACUAUUUUGGGCAGUACGCCGUGGAGUAAUCCAAUUGAAUUUUGAUGAAAUGUCUCGAAAAGGUGUUUGGAAUUCAACAACUCCUAUUCUUGAUAUGAUUUUCAAUGAUACUCUGAGUGAUGACAAUAUCGAUGUUUACCUAAGUAUUUCAAUUGCCAGUCAACAAUCAGUUAUUCUAUAUUGUAGGGCUGAUCGCCGCUUCCGUCUUGUAUCAUUUCAAUCUUGUCUAUUUAUUGCCAGCGGUUACUCAGAAAUCAUAUCAUUAGCCAUGACGGACAAUCGUUUGUUUGCCGCUGAUCGUGUAGAACAACAAAUCUAUAUGCUAACUUUAUCACCAAAUGGAAUCGUUCUCAGUAAAGAUGUUUUACCGUUGAAUACCAGCACCGUAGCUGAUAUUCAUUCAAUGUUCAUCUACGAGAAUAAUUUGAUAUGGUUAACAACCAGUGGUCAUGUGCGACUUGUAUCCUUAGAAACGUACGAAGUACGAACUCUUUUUUGGCUUGAUGAACAACUACGAACGAUUCGUUUGGUGUCAUUUGCUCAAUGGCCAAAUCGAACCACCACAAGCACUACCACUACCACUACUGUGACCACAACAUCGAAACGGUCAUCGACAAAACAUUCGACAUCAACAACUACAACAAGAAAACCCACCACUUCAACAUCUUCUAGCGAGCAAGCUGAUUCAACAACAACAUCGACGAAUGUCAAUUCUAGUCCUUGGAAAGCAACUACAUUUGUAACAUCAAUUAUUCUGGGUAUUGCACUAUUUCUUUGUGCUGCUAUGAUUACUUGUGUUUUGUUGAAUUAUCGACUCGGACGAGUUGUUCCAAAUAGUUUUACGAACAUAUUUCACAUUCUGCGUAAUCGAACCACAGUCACGUCAACAACAACACCGGCAACUACGGCAACAUCAGCAUUUUUCGAUGAAUCGCUGACAUAG
Adineta ricciae is the source of this 1302-nucleotide messenger RNA. The record is from the annotation of a GenBank genome assembly. NCBI's taxonomy places the organism in Eukaryota, Metazoa, Rotifera, Eurotatoria, Adinetida, Adinetidae.